Cornus florida is the source of this 1489-nucleotide messenger RNA. RefSeq names its product putative cyclin-D6-1. Gene Ontology annotation, molecular function: cyclin-dependent protein serine/threonine kinase regulator activity. Gene Ontology annotation, cellular component: nucleus; cytoplasm; cyclin-dependent protein kinase holoenzyme complex. The transcript is spliced from 7 exons. NCBI's taxonomy places the organism in Eukaryota, Viridiplantae, Streptophyta, Magnoliopsida, Cornales, Cornaceae. The record is from RefSeq and is a predicted model, not a curated record. Gene Ontology annotation, biological process: regulation of cyclin-dependent protein serine/threonine kinase activity; mitotic cell cycle phase transition. The coding region runs from base 167 to 1093 and encodes 308 amino acids.
ACACACACUGAAGACUUGAGUGAGCGAAGUGUGUAACAGUAAAAGACUACAUCAACAGUUUCUUUUUCAGCGCAGAAUGCAAAGCUUCUCUUUUUGAUUCAUUUGAUUUCUGUGAACUUCUUUGUUGUUCUUCAAUGGCUUUCACUUUCUCACUCUAAAACUAAUAAUGGAGUUCGAUCUUGAGAAUCCAUUGAUGAGCUUCCAGGAACACCAAUUCGAUACAAUUUCACGUCUUUUCGCCAACGAAUCAGAUCAUAUGCCCUCACUUUCCUUCAAAGGGAGUAACUUCCUUGCCUCUGUUCGCCAAGAAGCUAUUUCUCUCAUUUUACAGGAAAAGUUCUCUUGCAAAUUUGACUCGUUCACAUGCUACCUCGCUGUUAAUUACAUUGAUAGGUUCAUCUCCAAACAAGAAAUCCCGCAAGGAAAGCCAUGGAUUGCAAGGCUGCUUGUAAUCUCUUGCCUCUCUGUUGCUGCAAAGAUGAACACCACCGAAAUUUCACUCUCUGAACUACAGAGAGAGGAAGGUUUCAUCUUCAAUGCACAAUCAAUUAAUCGAAUGGAGGUCCUCGUUCUCAAUACUCUGAAUUGGCGGAUGCGUUCUAUUACACCUUUCUCGUUUUUGUGUUUCUUCCUUUCAUUAUUGGAACUCGAAGAUCCGCAAUUGAGUCAAGGUCUCAGAGACCGAGCUUCGGAGAUCAUCUUCAAAACUCACUACGAAGUGAAGCUUUUAGAGUAUAAACCAUCGUUAAUUGCAGCAUCGGCACUUCUCUGCGCGUCUCGCGACUUAUUUCCGUCGCAAUAUACUUGCUUCGGCGUGGCAUUAUUCUCCUGUGAAUAUGUUGAUAAAGAGAAAUUGGUGAAAUGCUCGAGUGUAAUGCAGGACAUGGUAAUGGAUGGGUGCGAUUCAGUUUUUGAUGCAGUGGUGUCAAGUAGAACAAAGACUCCGAUUAGUGUUGUGGACCGCCAUUGCAAAAACACCGAAAGGGAGGAUACUUUAAUGGCAGAGAGAGACAACAAUAACAUCAAACGGCCGAGAUUGAACGGCGUUUGCACUGAUCAUGCAUUCCACUUUUCGCAGAUUCAGCGGGGCUGAGACAAACCACGGUGGAUGCCAAAGUCACGGGUCAAGGGCAGAUGCGAACAAUUAGAAGUGGACAUUUUUACGAGAAAAUGAAUGCGGGUUUGGAACGGCGGGAAAGAAAAUACAUGACAAAGCAGGAAGUUUCCAGGACAUUAGCUUCUUAAAAACGACGAGAAGAUAUUUUGGUGUGUACCGACCCGGCAAGAAUAGCACUGCAAUUUUAUUUUAUUGAAUGUUGUACGGAGUAUAUAUUUUCAUUUAGUGGAAAUUUCUAGGUCACAUAAUAUCUACUCAAACAUUUUUGUCCAAGAAUACGCCAUUAAAGUUUUUUAAGAGUUGUAAAAAUGGGGUCAAUGGAAAGCACAAUUUUGAGAACAUAACCAGUGUGGUCUGGUAUGAAGAAUUCAA